This is a messenger RNA of Hyaloscypha bicolor E, 2329 nucleotides long. Its product is annotated as membrane transporter. Gene Ontology annotation, molecular function: transmembrane transporter activity. The transcript has 6 exons. The record is from RefSeq and is a predicted model, not a curated record. Bases 246 to 1916 code for a protein of 556 amino acids. Lineage: Eukaryota; Fungi; Ascomycota; Leotiomycetes; Helotiales; Hyaloscyphaceae. Gene Ontology annotation, biological process: transmembrane transport.
CUGCUCUUCAGCAACUGAUCCUCUAUGACUACUUCUCGUUAAACUCCGCAGCCGUUCUAGGAACCGCUUUUCUCACCACAAGCAACUUCUCCCCAGGCCAAUUCAGGGCAAGCUUUUGGACCUCAACCACGGACGAGGCAUCACACACAGCUAAACGAAAACCGGCCUAGACACGAAGCUGUCAUCCGGCACACAGAUGACGCGACUUCAAGGUCUUAAAGACGUACCUCUUCUAUUUCCUUAGUAUGCCAACUUCCACCAUCCGAGACGCCGAGGCGCAACAUCUGCUGCAGCACGAUCCAGAGGAAGGGUACGAGAUGAAUUCAAUCAACGGAGAGCCAUCGAAAAUGGGGGAGGAUUCGCUAGACGGGAGUCCAUCGAGGAAACAGAGUGAAAAUAGUGAAGAUGCAGCCUCCCAAGAGGAAGGACUUGUGGUGGGAAUCCAACAGACGGGAAUUGUUUCUACAGACCCUGUUUAUGAGGCGAAGGCGAGGGUUUUGAACGCUGCAAUCCAAGAAAUCGGUAUGGGAUGGUACCAAUGGCAACUUUUUGUCGUCGUCGGUUUCGGCUGGGCAAACGAUAAUCUGUGGCCAAUCGUCACCUCACUCAUUUUGACUCCCGUUGCAAAUGAAUUCAAGCCACCCCAUCCGCCAGUUCUUUCGCUCGCACAGAACAUCGGUCUCCUUGCAGGUGCAAUGUUCUGGGGCUUCGGGUGUGACAUAUUUGGACGAAAGCUGGCCUUCAAUCUGACUCUCCUCGUCACUGCAGUUUUCGGACUGCUUGCAUUCAGCUCUCCCAACUUUGCAGCAAUUUGUAGCUUCUCCACACUCUGGAGCUUUGGUGUUGGCGGAAAUCUUCCAGUGGAUUCGGCCGUCUUUCUGGAAUUUCUGCCAGGUUCACACCAAUAUCUCCUAACGGUCCUCUCAAUCGACUGGGCAAUAGCUCAAGUGGUGGCUACAUUGAUUGCGUGGCCACUUCUGGGUCAUCUGACCUGUCAGUCAGAUGAGAACUGUACACGCGGAGGGAACAUGGGUUGGCGAUACUUCGUUGUUGUGAUGGGAGCAAUCUCGAUGAUUGAGUUCGUCAUCCGCUUUUUGUUCUUCACUGUGUACGAAUCACCUAAAUAUUUGAUGGGAAAAGGGUUGGAUGAACAGGCUGUAAGGGUCGUCCAUGAGGUCGCCAGACGGAACGGCAAAACUUCUACUCUCACAAUCGAAGACCUCAAAUCCUGCGAGCCCCGAGGAGUCCGUCAACAAACCAAUACGCGGGCAGCGCUGAAACGUAAAUUGGAAAGGCUGGACCUCUCCCACGUUCGAGCUCUAUUCGCAACGCGCAAACUGGCUUUCUCAACGGGCCUCAUCAUGGCAAUCUGGGCAUUGAUCGGUCUCGGAUAUCCAUUGUACAACAACUUCCUGCCUUACCUCCAGUCCCUCCGAGGCGUAAAAUUUGGCGACGGCUCAACAUACGUUACGUACCGCGAUUCUUUGAUUGUGGCUGCGGUUGGAAUUCCCGGUGCACUAAUCGGAGGAUAUUUGGUCGAGGUGCCUCGCCUCGGGCGAAAAGGAACUCUUUGUUUAGCCACGUUGAUGACGGGGGGCUUUCUGUAUGGCUCGACAUCAGCACUGACGUCUGGAGCAUUGCUUGGGUGGAACUGCGGAUUCAACUUUGCUGGGAAUAUCAUGUAUUCCGUACUUUACGCCUACACACCCGAGAUAUUUCCAACGAAGGAUAGAGGGACAGGAAACGCAUUGACAGCAACAUCAAAUCGAAUUUUUGGUAUCAUGGCUCCAAUCAUCGCUAUGUUUGCAAACCUCCGUACUGCGGCGCCAGUCUAUACCAGCGGUGCUCUCUUCUUCCUGGCCGGUCUACUAGUAGCUAUACUUCCAUUUGAGUCACGAGGAAAGGCAAGCCUGUGAGCGAUUCACAUCUUGGAGCCACAAUGAUUGCGAAGCGAAAUUUUGGAGAGAAAAACAAGUGGUGCAAUCGGUUUUAUUGUACAAAAGCGCAGCUGAACACUGCCCGAUAUCUUUCUCUCCCCUAGAAACCGGAGUGACCAACGACACUAUGAACCUCUCCGCGCGUCCACAACUUGGUCACGUCCGCCGGGAUGCCGAGGCCCAAACUAGAAGGUAAAAAAUAACUUUUUUUGAAGACCAAGUCCUAGUGUGAACCGAGUAUUCAAAUCGCGCAUGCUUUAAUCUGCACCAAUGCACCAUAUCAGUAGCGCUCAAUGUAACAAGCAUUAAGCGGCACUGACGAAUGCUUUGCCACGCUCCCUGAGAUCAGAUUCCGUUGACGUGUCUUUCUGGCAUGGCGAUAUCAUUUAGAC